Molecule: messenger RNA, 1680 nt
Organism: Acanthosepion pharaonis
Lineage: Eukaryota; Metazoa; Mollusca; Cephalopoda; Sepiida; Sepiidae
Source: the annotation of a GenBank genome assembly
AUGUUGGAAGGUUUUGAGCCUUCCGCGAUAAGGCUGAUUAAAUCCGAACAUUUACAAAUUGCACUACUUUCAUUAUCUAUCUAUCUAUCUAUCUAUCUAUCUAUCUGCUGCGAUCAAGAUAACACUCCCACUAAUACGUCAGUGGGAUGGUCCAGCUCGAGUUUCUUCCUUUUCCAUCCUUUUCUUUUUUUUUUGUGGAGGAGGGUACAUUUUACAUAUUUCCGGAGAAGGAUAAGGCAUUACAUUUAUUUACUUCAUUAUGAAUAUCUAUCUAUCUAUCUAUCUAUCUAUCUAUCUAUCUAUCUAUCUAUCUAUCUUCGUUUAAAGAAAUUUUUCUUUCUCUUUCUUCCUCACCUUAAAAGUUCACAUCUCUCUCUCGCGCGCGCUCUGUUGCUCUCUCUGAGUUACUAUUUUCUCUUUUGUCUCUGUUUUUUUUCCUGUGCUUUUCUUUUCCUUUCCUUUUGCAAUAACAUUUCAUAUCUUUCUCUUAAACGAUUCUUUUAUAAAUUUUCACUAUUAUUUUUUUCCAUCUGUUCUUUUAUAUUCUUUUCAUUUUAUCCUUCUUUUUCUUUUUUCUUUUUUUAUUUCUUUUUUUUUUAUCAUUUAUUUUUUUUCUUUUCCUUUUUUUUUCUUUUCUUUUCUUUUAUUUUAUAUUCUUUUCAUUUUAUCUUUUCAUUUUUUUUUUUUUUUUUUUCUUUUUUUUUUUUUCUUAUCUUUUUUAUACUUCUUUAUACUUUUCUUUCUUUUAUAUUCUUUUCAUUUUUCCCUUCUUUUCUUUUCUUUUUUUUGCUUUUUCUUUUCCUUUUAUUUUUUCAUUUUUUAUAUAUUUUUUUAUACUUCAUUAUACUUUUUUUUCUUUUUAUAUUCUUUUCAUUUUAUCCUUCUUUUUUUUUUCUUUUUCUUUUCUUUUUCUUUUCGUUUCUUUUUUUCUUUUUUUCUUACCUUUUUUAUACUUCAUUACAUUUUUCAUUCUUUUAUAUAUUCUUUUCAUUUUAUCCUUUAUCCUUUUUUUUUUUUUUUUUUUUUUCUUUUUUUUUUUAUCUUUUUUUUAUACAUCUUUAUUUUUUUUCUUUCUUUUAUAUUCUUUUCAUUUUAUCCAUUUCUUUUUCUUUUCGUUUCUUUUUUAUUUCUUUCCUUUUUAAUACUUCUUUAUACUUUUCAUUCUUUUAUAUUAAUUUCAUUUUAUCCUUCUUUUCUUUUUCUUUUCCAUUGUUUAUUCAUUUCUUAACUUUUUUAUACUUUUCAUUCUUUUACAUUCUUUUUAUUUUAUUCUUCUAUUCUUUUUCUUUUCCUUUCUUUUUUUAUUUCUUAUCCUUUUUAUACUUCUUUAUACUUUUCUUUCUUUUAUAUUCUUUUCAUUUUAUCCUUCUUUUCUUUUUCUUUUUCUUUUCCUUUCUUUUUUCAUUGCUUAUCUUUUUUGUAGUUCUUUCUUUAUACUUUUCUUUCUUUUAUAUUCUUUUCAGUUUGAACUUCUUUUUUUUCAUAUACAUUUUAACAUUUUUUUCUUUUGAUUUUUCUUCCUCUUCUUUUUAUCUUUUUCCUUUUUAUCUUCAUUUUUAUCUUACAUUCUUUUAUACUUUUCUUUUAUUUUUCCUUUUUAUUUUCAAUUUUAUCUUUCUUUCUCUUCACAUUUGUUUUUCCAUGAGUUCUUUGUUUUUUUAUCUUCCUUUCUUUUUUUGA